This is a messenger RNA of Tetrapisispora phaffii CBS 4417, 3450 nucleotides long. Its product is annotated as dolichyl-phosphate-mannose-protein mannosyltransferase PMT1. Gene Ontology annotation, cellular component: endoplasmic reticulum; membrane. Bases 1 to 3450 code for a protein of 1149 amino acids. The transcript has a single exon. Gene Ontology annotation, molecular function: dolichyl-phosphate-mannose-protein mannosyltransferase activity. The record is from RefSeq and is a predicted model, not a curated record. Gene Ontology annotation, biological process: protein O-linked glycosylation via mannose. Lineage: Eukaryota; Fungi; Ascomycota; Saccharomycetes; Saccharomycetales; Saccharomycetaceae.
AUGUCCCAAAAUACUAAAACUACUGCUCAACCAAUCAGUAGUAAGAGCAGUAAAAAGAAAGCUUCACUGAAGGCCACUGCGAACUAUGACGUCGAAUAUUAUGACGCUGUCAAGAAGAAGUUACAGAACAAAAAUGCUAUUGGUUAUAGAAAAAUAAAUCUAGACGAUACUAUGGUCCAACCAUUUACAAUUGAAAAAGGUCCAAAGAGAAACUAUAUUGUUACGGACCCUCCUGCCGAAAUCUCAUAUUUACGUUCCAAUAUCGUCUCAUUUAAAGAAUUCAUCUUAAUUGUCAGUUUGUUACUUUUUACUUGCUAUCAUAGAUUAUACAAUUUAGAAUGGCCAAACUCGGUAGUGUUCGAUGAAGUCCAUUUCGGUAAAUUUGCUGCUAAAUAUAUCAAGAGAGAGUUCUUCUUCGAUGUCCAUCCACCUUUAGCUAAAAUGUCCUUUGCUUUAGUUGGUUAUUUAGCUGGUUUUAAUGGUAUUUUUGAAUUUAAUGAAAUUGGUGAUGAAUAUCCAUUUGAUGUCCCAUACUACACCAUGAGAUUGUAUUCUGCUUUAACAGGUGUAGCUACAGUUAUGUUAGCCUAUUUCACACUAAGAUCAUCAGGUGUAAGAAUUUGGAUUGCCGUCUUAUCUGCUUGCUGUUUAGCAGUUGAGAAUUCAUUUGUAACAAUUUCGCGUCACAUUUUACUAGAUUCUCCAUUGAUUUUCUGUAUUGCGUUAUCUGCUUUCUUUUACAAGAGACAUGAACUAUAUGAAUUCUACUCAAGAGGAUCCUUAGUUAACUUGUUUUUAUGUGGUGUUUCUUUAGGGUUUGCUGCUUCUGCUAAAUGGGUUGGUUUAUUCACAAUCGCCUGGAUUGGUGUUUUAUGUCUAUUCAAAUUAUGGUUCUAUAUUGGUGAUUUAAACAAAUCUUUUAAAUAUGUCUUCAAGACUGCCAUUUUCAAAUUCGUUUUUUUAUUGGUUGUCCCAGCUUUCUUAUACAUUUUGUUUUUCGCUAUCCACAUGAAUUUAUUAAGCGAAUAUUCCAUAGGUGCAGCAUUCCUAAGUCCAGAAUUUAAAGCUACUCUAAAUGGUAACGAUGUGCAAGGCAAUUUUACUGCUGAAGUUGGUGUCGGUUCUGUCGUUACUUUACGCCACACCGGUUCUGAAGGUGGUUACUUGCAUUCGCAUAAUUUAUUCUACCCAGCUGGUUCUCAACAACAACAGAUAUCGCUAUACGCUCAUAAUGAUGAUAACAACAAGUGGUUGAUUGAACUUUUCGACGAACCAAAUGCUGAACUUACUUCUUUCAGAAAUAUUACUGACAAGACAAAGAUCAGAUUAAAGCAUUUUUCUACUAGACGUAGACUACAUUCUCACGAUCAUAAGGCUCCAGUUUCAGAGUUCAGUGACUGGCAAAAAGAAGUAUCUGCUUAUGGUGAUGAUGCUUUUGAAGGUGAUCCAAACGAUGACUGGAUUGUUGAAAUUGUUAAGGAACACUCUGCUCCAGGAGAAGCCCAAGAACAUGUCAGAGCAAUUGAAACUAAAUUUAGAUUAAGACAUGCAAUGUCCGGCUGUCUAUUAUUUUCUCAUCCAGUGAAAUAUCCAGAAUGGGGUGCUGAACAACAGGAAGUAACAUGUGCUCACUCAGGUAAAGAUUAUUUAACAGAAUGGUAUAUCGAAGAAAAUUAUAACGAAGUUCUACCUGAAGAUGCUGAUGUGGUUUCAUAUAUUCCACUAUCAUUCUGGGAGAAGUUUAAAGAGUUCCACGUUUCAAUGUGGGUUGUCAAUGCCGGUUUAUCUGCUCCACAUCCGUACGAAUCAUGGCCUUCUCAAUGGCCAUUCCUAUCUCGUGGUUUAGGCUAUUGGGGUGCUCAUCACAGACAAAUUUACUUAUUGGGUAAUGCUAUUAUAUGGUGGUCUGUCAGCAUUUUUAUUGCAGUUUUCUUACUAACCUGCAUUGGUGAAAUUGUUUCAUGGCAAGUUGAUGGUCCUGUCACAACUGACCCAGAAGUUAUUAACUUCCAUUAUCAAGUUUUAGAAUAUUUACUUGGGUUUUUUGCUCAUUUCAUUCCAUCAUUUAUCAUGAAACGUCAAAUGUUUUUGCAUCAUUAUCUACCAGCAUACUACUUUGGUAUUUUGGCAUUUGGUCAGGCUUUGGAUAUCGUGGUUAGUUUUGUUUUCAGGCAUAAGAGAAAUGUUGGUUAUAUUACUGUCGUUUGUUUCUUUGCAGUCUCAUAUCAAUUUUUUAAACAAUUUUCUCCAUUAAUUUAUGGUACUGAAUGGACUAUCCAAGAAUGUGGUAAAUCUCAAUGGUUACCUGGCUGGGAUUACCCUUGUCCAAUGUACCUUGAAUCUUUAGAUGCGUACAAAAACUAUACUAUGACACCAAAGCCUUAUAUUCCAUCAAUUGAUAAUAUUCCUGAUGGCAAUUUCAAUCAACCAUUUGAUGGGGAACAGCCAAACAAGAAAGCACAGUAUUCAAAUAAGCCAAUCCGUGAUAACGGCCCUGUUGCUAACUGGGAUGAUAUUGCUAGAAAUAAGCACCCAAAGAAGUUUGUUGAUCAAUUUGGUAACACCCUAAAUGAAGAAGAAGUAAAGCGCUUAAUGGAACAAGACGGUGCUAGUAUUAUCGGUUCAACUCAAACGAAACUUUACGGGGGCACUGCAGAUCAACCAAACCAUCGUUAUGCUCCACCACCUCAAAACAACGGCAGACAACAAGCCGCUCAAAAUUAUCAACAACCACCUCAGGCACAACAGCAAAACAAUGUUGCUGAUGUCGGUAAUGGUCCUUUGGAUGAAGCUGAAUUUGAGAAAAUUUUGAACAAUGGUUUAGCAAAACAGUUUGUUGAUCAAAAUGGUAACCAAUUAAAUGAAGCACAAAUAAGAAGUUUAUUGAAAAAUGGUGGAGCUAGUCUUCUAGGUACUUCUCAAGUUAAAAAGAGAGUAGGACAAACACCUACUGCUGGUCGUGCACCAAACUAUAAGAAACAACAGCAGCAACAGCAACAACAGCAACAACAACUUGGGCAAGAUGAGCAAGAUGAGCAAGUACACCCAACUUCUUACGUUAUGAAUGAAAAAGAAAGAAGAUUAGCUGAACAAAGAGUUAAAGAAUUAGAUGCAGUCGUAUCACAAGGUGGAGGUACUGCUAAUUUUAUUGAUCCAGAUGGAAACACAAUUGAUGUUGAAGAAGCUAAGAAAAUUAUUUUAGAACAAGGUGGCAGUAUUGGUAGUUUUGGAAAAUCCGUAGGUACUAGUGUCAAUACACCAUGGAAUCCAAGAAAUGAUCCAGCCGUCAAAGAAAGAGUCAAAGAAUUUGAAGAAAUAGAAAGCGAAGGUUUUGAUGAUAAAACAUUCUUAGACCAAGAUGGUAAAAGAUUAAAACCUGCUGAAGUUAAAAGAUUAUUGAAACAAAAUAAUGCACGUAUUACUAAUGUCCAAAGAACGACUUAUCGUUAG